AUGGCCCAGGAAACAUCCUCGACGCCGGCAACUUCGAAUACCUCUGCCUCUGCCACCACCGCCACCACCACGACCACUUCCACUUCUGAAAGGGCUUGCGACAGGUGCAGAGAGCGACGGGUCAAGGUGAGCAGCACUUGCCGGGGCAUAUCGCCAGCAUUGCUUAUGCUGUAUCCAGUGCGACAAACGUCAGCCUUCAUGCUUGCGCUGCGAGAAGCUGGGCAAACCAUGUCCUGGCUAUGACAAGAAACGAAAGUUCGUCGACGAAGGUGUUGGUCUGCGAAAGAAGUAUCAGUCUUCUGCCGAAGCGCCACAUGGUAGCGAACAGGGCAUCUUUAGCAACGCGAGUUCGGAUCGUCCAUAUCCCCACAGCGGAUAUCCCCAUGGCGGUGGAGAUGGAUCACUGAACGGUUUGGUGCCGAUCCGCGACACGGGUUCCGUUGCUGGAACUUCUACUAGUCCCGCUCUGCCACAAGCAUCUACGGCGUCUACUGGAGCACCGACUCUGCCUCAGGCCCCCAACCUGCUUCCUCCGAAUGCAUUCAACACCUUUCACCAUUCUCCGCUUGCUCUCGACCAGAAACCCACCAUUCAAGAUGAUGCCUUCUUACAAACGGCUCCACCGUCGAUUGAUCCAGCAACGCAGGCCCUUUUGCUCGCAGAUCCGCCUCUGCAACUACCCUUGUCCGAUACCGAUCCGAUGCUUGAUGAGGUGUGGAAGAACCAAACCUUCGAUCCGCAGUUUUUCGACUUACAGCCUGACUUGUAUUACUCCGAGGCAGGCAACACCUGCGGCUUUAUCCCAAACAUACCGGAGAUUGUGGAUGAGGUCGACCAAAGUGACAUACUUCUGAACAACUCCGCCUCUGCAACACCAUUAUCCACUGGCUUGGGCUCUACUGGCCUCUUCUCCGCAGAAGACAGCAAUGUGUGGGCGCCCGAGUCACAACUCAAGACCAGCGCUCAAAUAACACAUGAGCGGGAUCAUGAGAUGGCUUAUCUAAUACGACACUUCACAGACACGCUAGGUCCUUGGUAAGGCUUCUGCCUCUUUUGGACAGGGCAUGUUGUACUAACUCAAUCUAGGAUGGACCUCUUCGACAAAGACAGACACUUCACUCACCUUGUUCCACUCAAAGCACUCAGAGAUGCCUUGUUAAGAAACGCCAUCGCAGCUGUAGCAGCCAAGCAACUCGGAAGGACCAGAGGACAGAAGCCCUUUGCGGGCCGGCAGUGCCAAAAACCGUCAGCCAUGGAGGUUCUAGACGAAGAUGUAGAGGUCGACUGGUUUUACAAAGCAGCCAACUACUACGACAAAGCCAUAGCUUUCUCACGCCAGUACCUCCAAGCGGUUUCUGGAGAAGUCACAGCUGGCGCCUCACCCGGUAUGCAAUCUUCUCUGGCCACAGCGAACUCGGAUGAUCUCCUGGUUGCAGUCUCGAUCUUCUCCCUGUACGAAUCAUUGGACAACCUAGAUAGUGGCUGGUUGCAGUAAGUACCCGCUUGUCUCAUAAUGGCAGAAGCACGCUGCUAAUCGCGCCCUAGACAUUUGAUAGGACUCAAAUCAUUACUGACCGCAGUCUGCCCUCUCAAGCCAACGCCUGAUCAAUCAGCGUGUUCUCUGACCGGUGGAUGCAUGGCUUCAUUCUGGAACUUUGCUCGAGCCGACUAUCAAGCGGCGUAUAUCAACCAUCAGCGAACCCUGCUCGACACCGACGAUAUCGGGAUGUGGAACAGCUGUGGCCUGGAAAUACAGCUUGAUGGGUCUUUGUACAACUCUUCGGAAUCAGUGAAGAACGAUCCGUCUCACAGUCGUGCUCUUGCCGAGCUCGUCGCACACACUUUGCUCUGGCUCGUUCUGCGGGUGAUGAACUACCUGGCGAGCGAAGAGAGCGCGAAAGCCAAACAAGCUCAAUGGGAUCAACUUACAUUACAACUCGAUCACUGGUACGGUAACUUACCGGCAACAUACCAACCCGUCGCGCAAAUUCGACAUCCGCUCGCACCGCGAACGAACAACGGCACUACACCGCAAUUGAUAGAAUCCUUCUUCAGCAUCGACGUCUGCGCCGCCGCACUUCAACUGUACCAUUUCGCUCGCAUAUUACUUCUCCUCCACCGGCCCGUGGACAGCAGUGCUUGGGGCAACCGUCUCAAGCAAUACCGCGAGGUCUCCAACGAGGCCAUCAGACAUGCGCAUGAGAUCAUUGGCAUUGCACUGGGACGACCCCAGCUUGCUAUCCGCGUUGAGAUGCUCUUACCUCUUGCUACUGCCGGCGCCUGUCUGGAAGAAAACGAAGAAAGGAAAGUUGUUCUGGAAUUGCUGAGGGCUAUUGAGAAGGAUACGGGAUGUUCAACGGAGUUUAGGUGUAAGGAACUGGUGCAAGAAUGGGGUUGGACGGCGGAACCGCAGGGUAUUGCAUAG
Molecule: messenger RNA, 2425 nt
Organism: Lecanosticta acicola
Lineage: Eukaryota; Fungi; Ascomycota; Dothideomycetes; Mycosphaerellales; Mycosphaerellaceae
Source: the annotation of a GenBank genome assembly